Molecule: messenger RNA, 3273 nt
Organism: Penicillium diatomitis
Lineage: Eukaryota; Fungi; Ascomycota; Eurotiomycetes; Eurotiales; Aspergillaceae
Product: putative ATP-dependent permease ADP1
Exons: 3
Coding region: 1-3273 (1090 amino acids)
Cellular component (GO): membrane
Molecular function (GO): ABC-type transporter activity; ATP hydrolysis activity; ATP binding
Source: RefSeq, a predicted model, not a curated record
AUGCGGUCGGCAUACGCUUUCCUCUUCCCGGUAGUCGCUCUCGUCUGCUGCGCUACCCCAGCAGCAUCCUGGAGCGAUGUCUACGAUGUGACCUUGGUCCCCCGAUCUCCUUACCCUCUGCUCGAUGACAGGCCACCCGAGUGUCCGCCAUGCUUCAACUGCCAGCUCGAUUCCUACAAUUGUACCCACUUUGCGACUUGCAAUCAGUACAAUGGCAAGUGCUCUUGUCCACCGGGCUUUGGCGGUGAUGAUUGCUCAACUCCAGUCUGCGGAGCGCUUUCCGACGGCGAGAACCGUCCCCGGCGAGAGGGCGAUACCUGUCACUGCAAAGAGGGCUGGACUGGCAUCAACUGCAAUGUCUGCGAAUCCGAUAAUGCCUGUGAUGCCAUGAUGCCCGAGGGUGAGGGCGGCCGAUGCUAUAAACAGGGUGUCACUAUCAAAGAGAAUUUCCAAAUGUGCGACGUUACCAACCGAAAGAUCCUCGACCAGCUCGAUGGCCGGAAGCCCCAGGUGACUUUCUCCUGUAAGGACGAAGACAAGACUUGCAACUUUCAAUUCUGGGUCGGUCAGAAAGAGUCUUUCUACUGCGGGCUAGAUACUUGUGAGUGGGGCAUGGAGAAUGAUUAUGACACGAACAUCACAAAUUACAAGUGUGAGAACGCCCACUGUAGCUGUAUCAAGGACCGGUUCCUGUGCGGCGAAAAUGGAUCGAUUGAUCUCAGUGACUUCCUCGAUCAGGUCAUUAAAGGGCCGGCCACUUUCUCCACCACAACGACUGCGAAGGGCACGAAGAGUGUCUUCUCCGAGCCAGAAAUGAACAACCUGAUCAGCGGCGUGUUCGGUGACCCGAGUAUUUUCCUGAGCUGCAAUUCGGGAGAAUGUCUUUACAAAACCGAUUUACCAGGUUACGAACGACCCAUCAAGAAAAUAAACACGCCUUUGAUUGCUGGUGUGAUCGCUGGCUGCUCUCUCUUCGUGGUUGCUGUCAUUUUGUUGUUCUGGUAUCUUUCUCGUCGGGCUGCUCGACGCGGGUACCUUCGUUUGUCUCUAUCCGAUGACUCCGAUGACGAGUCUGCCAGACUGCUGGCUGAGCAUCGCCCUGCAGCACUCUAUUGGGAUGACGUUUCGUACUAUCUGAAUGGCAAGGAAAUUCUCUCCGGUAUUCACGGUGUUUCCGGACCAGGGCAGAUCACCGCGAUUAUGGGCGCAUCUGGUGCGGGUAAAACCACCUUCUUGGAUCUUCUAGCCCGCAAGAACAAGCGCGGUAUCGUGCAAGGCAACUUCUACGUGAACGGUGAGAAAAUGAUCGAUAGUGAGUUCAAGAGCAUGGUAGGCUUCGUCGAUCAAGAAGACACGAUGCUGCCCACUUUGACGGUGCAUGAAACCAUUCUCACCAGUGCUCUUCUGCGACUACCGCGGGACAUGAGCCGGGCGAUCAAAGAGCAGAAGGUAUAUGAAGUGGAAAAGCAGUUGGGAAUCUACCAUAUCAGGGACCAGUUGAUUGGAUCCGAGGAGGGUAAGGGCCGCGGCAUAUCUGGCGGAGAGAAGCGCCGUGUUGGUAUUGCUUGCGAGCUUGUUACAAGUCCUAGUAUCCUGUUCUUGGACGAGCCGACGAGCGGACUGGAUGCAUACAAUGCUUUCAACGUGGUGGAGUGUCUUGUGACGUUGGCCAAAACAUAUAAUCGCACUGUCAUCUUCACAAUCCACCAACCCCGCUCCAACAUCGUUGCAUUGUUUGACAGGUUGAUUCUCCUCGCUCGUGGUCGAACGGUCUACUCUGGCCCGUUCUCCAAGUGCCAGCAAUACUUCGACCAAAUUGGAUACUCCUGCCCUCCUGGGUUCAACAUCGCAGACUACCUGGUCGAUUUGACAAUGCAUGCGAGUGAAACAACCUCUUAUCGUGAUGACAUUGGCCCUGCAACAGAAUCUCAUGAUGUUCCACCGAAGACAGCGUCUAGCAGCCUCAGGGCGGUCAAAUCUGUCGCCAGCGCAUCCAACGUGAGCAUGGAGGACAACUCAAGCAUGACGGCAGAGCCAACAAGGCGGCCAAAGAAUAGCCGAAGGGUGUCCCUCAAGCAGCAGCAGGAUCGCCAGCUCUAUUCUCGAAGAAGCAACCAGGAACGGCCCACCACGCCUAAGACUGAUGAAGAAGAUGCUACGCUCGACGUGGCGGAAAACACUCAGCAGUGGCUUCGGCUCCAUCGCCAACCUGGAAACGUUCCUCCACAAAUUCUCGACGACCCGGAUCAGCUACCUCCUCCGGCACCUGGUCAGACUGAUCUUGAUGUACUGGUGGCCAGCUAUGCCGAUUCUAAUAUUAGCCGUGCCGUCCAGGAUGAAAUCAAUUCUGCCAUUCAAUCGGCACAGACUGCGAAUGGCUCUACCAACUCGCACCUGGCGAAUGGCUCUGGUAAUGGACAAGGCAGCUACGCUCGGAUAAGCUUGGGUCGUCAAUUCCUCAUCCUAUCCCAACGCACCUGGCGUAACCUUUAUCGCAAUCCUAUGCUGAUGCUUACGCAUUACGCUAUCGCUAUAUUGCUUGCCGUUCUCUCCGGAUAUCUAUUCUACGGGUUGACGGACGACAUCAAGGGUUUCCAGAAUCGGCUGGGUCUCUUCUUCUUCAUUCUGGCGCUGUUUGGCUUCAGUACCCUCACAAGCUUGACCGUCUUCUCUACAGAGCGACUCUUGUUUGUGCGGGAACGAGCCAACGGAUACUACCAUCCAGUCACUUACUUUGCUGCCAAGGUUGUCUUUGACAUUGUGCCUCUUCGGCUUAUCCCGCCCAUUAUCAUGGGCGUCAUCGUAUAUCCAAUGACCGGACUGAUCCCCGCUUGGCCCGAAUUUUUCCGCUUCAUGUUAAUCCUCGUCCUGUUCAACCUGGCCGCGGCCUGUAUAUGCCUUUUCAUUGGUAUCAUCUUCCGGGACGGUGGCGUGGCAAACUUGAUUGGCAGUCUUGUGAUGCUCUUUAGCUUGUUGUUUGCCGGUCUUUUGCUGAACCACGAUGCGAUUCCUGCAUCCGCCUUGUGGUUGCAAAGCCUUUCUAUUUUCCACUACGGGUUCGAGGCGCUUAUUGUCAACGAGGUCACGUUCCUGACUUUGAUCGACCACAAGUACGGUCUGGACAUUGAAGUCCCCGGUGCUUCCAUCUUGAGUGCGUUUGGAUUUAACACGCUGGCCUACUGGCAAGAUGUCGUGGGCUUGGCCAUCUUCUCUGGAGCCUUCAUUAUUAUCGCGUACGCUGCGAUGCACUUCCUUCUUGUGGAGAAGCGGUAA